AUGGCCGGGUCUGUGGAGCGGCUGCAGCAGCGCGUGCGGGAGCUGGAGCUGGAGCUGGCCGAGGAGAGAGGCCGGAGGGCUGCAGGCCAUGGCGACGGAGGGGGCGGCCGCGUCCGCGUCGAGAAGAUGAGCUCCGAGGUGGUGGAUUCCAAUCCCUACAGCCGCCUGAUGGCAUUGAAACGAAUGGGAAUUGUAAACGAUUAUGAGAAAAUUCGCACUUUUGCUGUUGCCGUCGUCGGUGUUGGUGGAGUUGGCAGUGUGACUGCUGAAAUGCUCACAAGAUGUGGCAUUGGUAAGUUGCUGCUGUUUGACUAUGACAAAGUGGAACUGGCCAAUAUGAAUAGACUUUUCUUCCAACCUCACCAAGCAGGAUUAAGUAAAGUGCAAGCAGCAGAACACACUCUGAGGAACAUUAAUCCUGAUGUUCUUUUUGAAGUACACAACUACAACAUCACCACAGUGGAAAACUUCCAACAUUUCAUGGAUAGAAUAAGUAAUGGUGGGCUCGAGGAGGGGAAGCCUGUGGACCUGGUUCUUAGCUGUGUGGAUAAUUUUGAAGCACGGAUGGCAAUAAACACAGCUUGUAAUGAACUCGGACAGACGUGGAUGGAAUCUGGAGUCAGUGAGAACGCUGUUUCGGGUCACAUCCAACUCAUCAUCCCCGGGGAGUCAGCUUGCUUUGCGUGUGCACCCCCUCUUGUGGUCGCGGCCAACAUUGAUGAGAAGACUCUGAAGAGGGAAGGGGUUUGUGCAGCUAGUCUUCCCACCACCAUGGGUGUGGUUGCUGGCAUCCUGGUACAGAACGUGCUGAAGUUUCUGCUGAAUUUUGGUACCGUUAGCUUUUACCUUGGCUACAAUGCGAUGCAAGACUUCUUCCCCACCAUGUCCAUGAAGCCCAAUCCUCAGUGUGAUGACAGGAACUGCCGGAAGCAGCAGGAGGAACAUAAGAAAAAGGCAGCAGCCCUGCCCCCACCGGAGGCUGUUGAAGAGGAGGAAGCCGUAGUGCAUGAGGACAACGAGUGGGGAAUCGAGUUGGUAUCAGAGGUUUCAGAAGAGGAACUGAAAAAUUCUACAGGCCCAGUUCCAGCCCUACCUGAAGGAAUUACAGUGGCAUAUACCGUUCCCCAAAAGCAAGAUGAUUCUGGACUUGAAGUAACAGUGGAAGAUUCUGGUGAAAGUUUGGAAGACCUCAUGGCCAAGAUGAAGAAUAUGUAG
This is a messenger RNA of Elephantulus edwardii (Cape elephant shrew), 1215 nucleotides long. It is a transcript of the gene UBA5, whose product is annotated as ubiquitin-like modifier activating enzyme 5. The transcript is spliced from 12 exons. Lineage: Eukaryota; Metazoa; Chordata; Mammalia; Macroscelidea; Macroscelididae. Gene Ontology annotation, molecular function: UFM1 activating enzyme activity. Gene Ontology annotation, cellular component: cytoplasm; cytosol. The coding region runs from base 1 to 1215 and encodes 404 amino acids. Gene Ontology annotation, biological process: protein ufmylation. The record is from RefSeq and is a predicted model, not a curated record.